Molecule: messenger RNA, 1492 nt
Organism: Pararge aegeria (speckled wood butterfly)
Lineage: Eukaryota; Metazoa; Arthropoda; Insecta; Lepidoptera; Nymphalidae
Gene: DNApol-alpha50
Product: DNA primase small subunit
Exons: 7
Coding region: 127-1326 (399 amino acids)
Biological process (GO): DNA replication, synthesis of primer
Cellular component (GO): alpha DNA polymerase:primase complex
Source: RefSeq, a predicted model, not a curated record
UUAACAUCUGUGGUUGUUGACAUUUCACGUUAGAUUUGGCGGUAUUUUUUAGUUAGUUUAAUGGUUUUGUUUUAUGACUGUUAAAUUUUACCUGACAAUUGUAAUUUCUGUUAUUUUUGUAUAAAAAUGGCCGAUCAGCAUGAUGAAAAUUUGUUACCAGAUAUGUUGCCUUUGUAUUACACGAGAUACUUUCCUCAAAACAUUUUUUGUAGAUGGCUUUCAUGUGGAAACAAUCCUAAGCCGUUAUCAAACAGAGAGUUGUCAUUUACUUUAGCGGAUGAUGUAUAUUUACGGUAUUUAUCUAUAAAUGACCAAAAGGAAUUUCAAACUUUGUUGCAAAAAAAAUGCCCGCAUAAGCUGGACAUUGGUGCAGUUUACAAUACUAAACCCUCUAUUGGUCGUCAUGAUGCAGUUGUACUGGCUAGGGAGCUAGUGUUUGAUAUUGAUCUCACAGACUAUGAUGAAGUGCGAACUUGUUGCCAAGAAGCUAUAGUAUGUGAUAAGUGUUGGAAAUUUAUGGUUGUAGCCUGUGAAAUCAUUCAUACAGCUUUAAGAGAUGAUUUUGGUUUUCAAAAUAUUCUAUGGGUGUUCUCUGGACGGCGCGGUGUACAUUGCUGGGUAUCAGACUAUGAAGCAAGAACAUUGGAUAGCCCUGGCCGAGCAGCUGUUGCAGAUUACCUUUGUCUUAUUAUGGGUGGUGAAAAUCAGAAUAAAAAAGUACACUUUGCUAGUGACUUACAUUCCAGUAUCUGGAGAUCUCUUACCAUAAUUGAUAAAUAUUUUGAAGAAAUUCUUCAGGACCAAGAACUUAUUUCAACUACAGAAGGUUUAAAAAGUUUUCUGAAAAUGAUACCUGAUGAAACAUUGGCAACACAGGUACAAGAGAAUUUAGAAAGAAUGCCAAGAUCAUCACUAGAGAGAUGGGAUACUUUUGUUACUACAUACAAUAAAUAUUGCAAAGAAAAUAUAAAUGCCACAAGGAAAAUUAAAUACUUAGUUGAAGAAAUAAAAAUACAGUACUGUUACCCUAGAUUAGAUGUUAAUGUGACAAAAGGCUUUAACCAUUUGUUAAAAUCACCAUUUAGUAUUCAUCCCAAAACAGGAAAGGUAUCCGUAGUAUUUAAACCUGAACAUGCUAAAAGCUUCAAAUUAGAGGAAAUACCAACAAUAUACACCCUUCUUGACGACAGUGCUCAGGAUAAUGUUCAACAUCAAAGUAAUAUGAGGGCAGCUGUGAAAAACUUUCAAGAGCUUGUGUUUUCUUUGGAGAAAGCAGAAGCUAUGAGGAGAAAGAAUGAUGCAAAUGCAUCACUGUUAGAGUUUUGAGAGGAAUAACAAUUAAAAUCAUAAAAAGGGAAGUCCACGAAAUAAAAGUACAAUUAUGCAAGUUUUAUUGCUUUUAUUGGAACAACGCGCAAUAGCUAGGCUUUCUGUGCACAUAUCCAAACAUUGUGUAUAAAAUCUCUAUAUAAAAUAAAUAAAUGAAAACAUU